UAAUCUGCUAUCACCGUCACAUAGAGAAGUAGAGAGAGAGAGAGAGAGAGAGAGAAAGGGGAGGGGAACCAUGAAGGUGAUUUAUUCUUCGGAGUCGAUGGACGUCCCUGAGGGGGUGAGCAUCAAGGUGCAUGCGAAGGUGGUCGAGGUGGAGGGUUCUCGUGGAAAGCUGGUUAAAGAUUUCAAGCACAUGAAGCUCGAUUUUCAGCUCUUCACUGACGAAGACGGCAAGAGGAAGCUUAAGAUCGAAUCCUGGUUCGGAACUCGCAAGACCACCGCUCUCAUUCGCACUGCCAUUUCUCACAUCGAGAAUCUUAUCACCGGUGUCACCAAGGGUUACCGCUACAAGAUGCGUUUUGUCUAUGCUCACUUUCCAAUCAACGCUAGCAUCACCAAUAACAACGCCUCCAUCGAGAUCCGAAAUUUCCUUGGUGAAAAGAAGGUGAGGAAAGUGGACAUGCUUGAAGGUGUUUCUGUUGGUCGAUCUGAAAAGGUCAAGGAUGAAUUGAUUUUGGAUGGAAAUGACAUUGAGCUCGUUUCCCGCUCCUGUGCCCUCAUUAACCAGAAAUGCCAUGUUAAAAACAAAGAUAUCCGGAAGUUCCUUGAUGGUAUCUAUGUUAGCGAGAAGGGGACAAUUGAAGAGUAAAAUGUGGACAACUAGGAAUAUUGAUUUUAAUUUGAGUCACUCAUCUGCCUGCACUGUUUUCUGUUUACUCCCGAGUCUUUGAAGACAGUUUUUCUUAGCUUCUUUGAGAUUGGAUUUACAAUGCUGUGUUAUUAAAGUUAUCUUUAUAUGAAUAGGGUAUUCAAAUAUUUUAAUA
Molecule: messenger RNA, 821 nt
Organism: Gastrolobium bilobum
Lineage: Eukaryota; Viridiplantae; Streptophyta; Magnoliopsida; Fabales; Fabaceae
Product: large ribosomal subunit protein uL6-like
Exons: 3
Coding region: 71-646 (191 amino acids)
Biological process (GO): cytoplasmic translation
Cellular component (GO): ribosome; cytosolic large ribosomal subunit
Molecular function (GO): structural constituent of ribosome; rRNA binding
Source: RefSeq, a predicted model, not a curated record